CGAGUGUAAAGACACUCAAGGACAUUUAGAGCAACAGUUUAGCUGACUUGAAUAAAAAGAAAAUCUACAAUGGCCAAUCGCAACGGUUACAUUGUUGAUGUGGAUCUGAGAAGUAAUGAAAACAACUUGGCUCACCGCACCCGGGAGAUCGACAGGCAGCGCCUGAUUGUCCGCAGGGGUCAGCCUUUCUCCAUCACUCUGCAGUGCUCCGAGUCUCUGCCCCGCCAACACCACGUGGAACUGGUCCUGCACCUCGGUAAGAGAGACGAGGUGGUGAUCAAGACUCAGAGGGAGCAUGGGGCUGGAGACAAGUGGUGGUUUAGUCAGCAGGGAGCACAGGAUGAAAUGCUGCUGACUGUGCACAGUCCAGCGGACGCUAUCAUCGGCCACUACCGCCUGGCUGUGCUGCUGGUGUCAUCUGACGGACGAAUUUUAGAGAAAAACGACAAGUUUAGUUUCCACCUGCUCUACAACCCAUGGUGCAAAGAUGAUGUGGUGUACCUCCCCGAUGAGAGUUUGCUGCGGGAGUACAUAUUAAAUGAAGACGGAGUCAUUUUCAUGGGGUCCUCAGAUAGUAUCAAAAGAGUUCCCUGGAGUUAUGGACAGUUUGAGGACUAUGUGAUGGACAUCUGUCUUCAAGUCCUGGACAACUCCAAUGAUGCCCUGAGAAACUCAAAAAUGGACCUGGAGCGCAGAGCUGACCCUGUCUAUGUCAGCCGGAUAAUCAGUGCAAUGGUUAACUCUGCAGGGGACAGGGGUGUGUUGACCGGUAAGUGGUAUGAGCCGUACUCUGACGGCGUCCCACCGUACAGAUGGACUGGCAGCGUGCCGAUCCUCCAACAGUGGAGCAAGAACGGGGCGAGGGCGGUCAAAUAUGGCCAGUGCUGGGUGUUUGCUGCCGUCGCCUGCACAGUGCUGCGCUGUCUGGGAAUCCCGACACGCCUCAUCACCAACUUCUCUUCAGCCCACGACGUGGAUGGAGACCUCAACAUAGACACUCUGCUGAACGAAAGCCUGCGCUUACUGAAAGACCAGAGAGAGAGUAGCUGGAACUUCCACUGUUGGGUCGAGUCCUGGAUGAGGAGAGAUGAUCUCCCCAAAGGAAAUGACGGCUGGCAGGUUUUGGACCCCACCCCUCAAGAGCUGAGUGAAGGUGUGUACUGCUGCGGUCCGUGCCCAGUGAUGGCCAUCAAGGAGGGACAUCUGGGGGUGAAGUAUGACGCUCGGUUUAUAUUCGCGGAGGUAAACGCUGACGUCACUUACUGGGUUGUCAAAGGAGAUGGCAGACAUCAGAAGCUCAAAGUGGACCAUGCAGAUGUGGGGAGGAACAUCAGCACCAAGAGUGUUUAUGGCGACAACAGAGAGGAUCUCACUCUGCAGUACAAAUAUCCUGAAGGCUCCAAGAAGGAGAGAGAGGUGUAUGAGAAGGCUGGACGCCGAGUCCCAGAGCCAGCCAAUAUGAUUGCAACACCAGAAAAACUGAAAAUGUCAAUCAAGCAUGCCAACCCUGUGUUUGGGACGGACUUUGAUGUGAUUGUUGAGGUGAAGAAUGACGGAGACAGAGACGCUCAUGCUCGGCUGACCAUGCUGGUCACGACUGUAACUUACAAUUCUCUCCACCGAGGGGAGUGUCACCGACAAACAGAGGAUGUGACUGUGCCCGCCCACAACGUCCACAAGGAAGUGCUGCGUCUGCGAUAUGAAGACUAUGUCAAGUGUGUCUCUGCACAUCAGAUGUUCAAAGUGAGUGCCCUCUUGGAGGCAGGGGAGCGCGAACCCCUCAUGACCAUGGCCACCAUCCCACUGAGCAUGCCUGAGCUCCUUGUCCAGGUGCCUGGAAAGGCUGUUGUGUGGGAACCAGUGACAGCCUUAAUCUCCUUCACCAAUCCUCUCCCAGUUCGUCUGAGGGGUGGCAUGUUCACUGUGGAAGGGGCCGGCCUUCUGACUGCUACUGAGAUCCGUGUUAAUGGUGAUAUAUCUCCUGGCCAGAAGGUGUCUGUCAAGCUCUCGUUCACACCCACGCGCACCGGGGUCAGGAAGCUCCUGGUGGACUUUGACUCCGACAGACUGAAGGACAUGAAGGGAGACGCCACUGUGGUUGUCCGCAAGAAAGCCGCCCCAGGGGAUACCCCCUUCCCUGCACAUAUUCGCCACCCUGAACUUCCUUUACCUUGUUCAAACCCUGUUUGAAUGUAAAAGCAUUUCCAGUAUUAUAACACUGCACUGCGCACAAUGUGCACAUGUAUUCUAUUUAAAUGAUGUCUGUAACUGUGACCAUAUCCCAGAAAGAAGCACCAGACACAGUGUUCAUUUAGGUACCUUAAAGCCACUAUGUGUCAGAUUGUUAACAUCUCUGACCGCAUUAAUACCUCCCAGCAAACAAUUUUUGGUUCUAACAAUGUUCUGAGAAUGGUAAAAUGCAACCAGUGCAAUGUUUUAGUAAUGUUUUCAGCG
Molecule: messenger RNA, 2454 nt
Organism: Plectropomus leopardus (leopard coralgrouper)
Lineage: Eukaryota; Metazoa; Chordata; Actinopteri; Perciformes; Serranidae
Product: protein-glutamine gamma-glutamyltransferase 2
Biological process (GO): peptide cross-linking
Cellular component (GO): mitochondrion
Molecular function (GO): protein-glutamine gamma-glutamyltransferase activity
Source: RefSeq, a predicted model, not a curated record